AUGAGUAAGAUCAUUUUCUUCGAGGAAAAGAACUUCCAGGGGCGGUCAUAUGAGUGUGACACCGACUGCCCCGACAUGAACCCACACAUCAGCCGCUGUAACUCCAUUCGUGUGGAGAGUGGCUGCUGGGUUCUGUAUGAGAAGCCCAGCUAUGGUGGGUACCAGUAUGUACUGACUAGAGGAGAAUACCCAGACUAUCAGUGCUGGAUGGGCUACAGUGACUCCAUCCACUCCUGCAGGACCUUCUCCUAUGCCAGCGGAGGGCCCUAUAGGAUACGCAUCUACGAACGCCCCAACUUCCAGGGUCAGAUGAUGGAGUUCAGUGAUGACUGUGAGUCCGUCCAUGACCACUUCCGCAGCCGAGACAUCUACUCCUGCAAUGUGAUGGAUGGGUACUGGACCAUGUAUGAACAUCCCAGCUACAGGGGGCGCCAGUACUUCAUGCGGCCUGGAGAGUACAGGAAGUUCAGUGACUGGGGCGCUACAUGUGCCACCACCGGCUCCUUCCGCAGGAUCACUGAUUUUUAA
Chanos chanos (milkfish) is the source of this 528-nucleotide messenger RNA. RefSeq names its product gamma-crystallin M2-like. The transcript is spliced from 3 exons. Gene Ontology annotation, biological process: lens development in camera-type eye; visual perception. Gene Ontology annotation, molecular function: structural constituent of eye lens. Lineage: Eukaryota; Metazoa; Chordata; Actinopteri; Gonorynchiformes; Chanidae. The coding region runs from base 1 to 528 and encodes 175 amino acids. The record is from RefSeq and is a predicted model, not a curated record.